This is a messenger RNA of Panonychus citri (citrus red mite), 7067 nucleotides long. It is a transcript of the gene dtn, whose product is annotated as transmembrane protein 132E-like. The coding region runs from base 525 to 4967 and encodes 1480 amino acids. The record is from RefSeq and is a predicted model, not a curated record. Lineage: Eukaryota; Metazoa; Arthropoda; Arachnida; Trombidiformes; Tetranychidae. The transcript has a single exon.
CCGAUCAUUUAAUUGACCUAAAAAUCAACUGAUUAUCUUAAUCAAUUGAUUAACAAUCGAGUUAAUUGAUUAGAAGAAGAGUAAACCGAAUUAAUAAUCUUCGCGGUUAAUCAAAGUUUUUUUUUUCUCUUUUUAUAUUCUAACCUUUUUUUUUUGUUUCUCUUUUCUCGUGUUGUUGUUUUGACGUUUGUUUAUCUUUUUCUUUCACUUGUUUCUUCAUCUUCAUCUUCAUCUUCAUCUUUCUUAUCUUCUCUUUCUUUUUCUCUUUCUCUUCUCUCAUCUUCUCUCAUUUCCACACUUGUACUUGUUUAUUCACUGCAUCGACUCUCACCCAAAUUCUCAUCUCAUAUUAUUGAUGAAAAUUCUGUUGUUUUGAUUUUUAUCUCAAUUAUUUUCUCUGUAGUGUCUUCAUCUAAUUGGCUUUUUUUUUCCUUAACUUGCUCGAGGAAAAUUAAUCAACAAUCAAUAAAUUUCUUUCAAUGGUGAUGGAAAGAUUCAGGUGAAUCCUUGUUAAGCCAAAGAAUAUGAGAUUUGUUAUUUUAUUUCAAUUCUUUUUGGCUUGUCUACUAAUCCAUCUAAUUGAUGGUAAUCACCAAGGACGAUCAUCAUCUUACCCUCAUCAAGAUCAAUCUUUAGAUGUUGAUGUUGAUGGUGGAAUUGAAAGUGGCUUCUUUUUGUUACCUUCUUCCAUUGUCACCUCGGGAAUUGGUAGUAAUUUAAAUUCUGACUCUAAAAAUGAUUCCAUUUCAUCAUCUACCUCAUCUCAACAUUCACUCACCUCUUAUUACUCAUCACUUUCACCGUCUAAACCCAUCUUUGUAAAGGCCACUUUUGGUACCAUAACUGCCACCGAGACUGUAUUUCCAUACCAAGUGACACAUGGAUCUUCAUCUGCGACAACGACAACGACAACCACCACCACCACUGCCAAUAAAUACCAACCAUUGAAAGGAAAAGAUGGUCACAGUGGUGGAAAAUCAUCUAAUUCUAAUAAUCUAAAUUUCUCGUCAAAAAAUAUUCUCAAUGGUGUUACCUUUCGUGAGAAAAUUACUGAUUCAACUCUAGUCGAAAUAGAUUCAGCCCAUGGUAAACAUUCAAUCGCCUAUUUGGUUACACCGACUGUUAGUCGUAAUAGUCCAAUUGUGAGAGUGUUAUUUUACACCACUCACCCUGUAGCUCAUUCUCCUUCCAUAGUAACUUCACCAUCGCCAAGUGAUCCGGUUGAAAGUAAUAAAAUCAACACCAAUGGUAAACAAAAUAAUAACAAAGAGAAUAAAAAUUCUGACCCUGAAUUUUAUUCCGGUGAAAGAUCAUCAAAAGGAGCAAGUUCAAGUGGAUCAUCUCAUGAAGCUUCACCUUGUAUAUUUGUUUCAGUUUCUAAGGAUAAUGAAAAUAUCCUUGGUUCUUGUACCCCGAUCAAUAAUCGGGAAGGUGCUUGUCUCGUUGAAAUAACGUUACCCGCUUACUGGUGGCCUCCGGUUGAACUUGAUUCACCUAAAUCACGAAAAUCGGGCUCAAUAUCAGUUGAUUAUAAAACUUUCCAUACCAAUCAAUGUAAUGAAAAUGGAUCACUUUCCAAUGAUAAUAUCAAACGAUUCAAAAGCCUUACCGAUGCCUUUACACAUUUAGGUCAAGUUACCCUUUCACCUUUUACCGGCACCUAUGAGGAGGUGACAAACGAUGAUAUUGUACGAAUACUGAUUCCCGAACAAUCAACUUAUCCUAACAAUAAGAUUUACAUACCUGUUUGUUUCCGUUAUAAUCCUAAUUAUCCAAUGACCGCUUUCCGUUUACGUGCUAGAGUUAAAAGUGGCCUGCGUAUUUUAGGUGUUCAACCUUCACCAAUUUCACCGUGGAAAAUUUCACUCGAGGUAAACAGUAAGCAAACUUUAGCUACUGUAACCGCUCAAUUGAAAGAUAAUUACAUGGACCUAGAAGAUUUACAGUCCGGUGAUUCGGGGAUUCAUCUUUCACUCUCACAAGAGAUUUACUCUUGGUUAAUUCAGGUCAAUGAGAAUGUCGAUUUCAGUGAUAAUGGUAGAAUCGUUUGGCAACUUGAAUAUGUCACCGAAAAUGGAGUAGACUCACCAACCAUUGAUUUAUCAUCAUCAUCGCCAAUCAAAUUACGUAAAGAUUUAUCUUCGGUAACAAGUUCAUAUACCGAUCGGGACACCUCCAAAUUAUCAUCAAUCUUGGACAUUCAAAAGGACAGUAUCCAAGCGGUCAUUGGAAUCACCUCAAGUCUUUCAAUGAUUAAUACCGCAAUUCUUACAGGUAAACAGGUCGCUCAAUCUUUAAAGGUAUUUGCUGUUUCUCAAUCAGGAAGAUUGGGCGAUGUUACCUUACAGGCGAGUUGCACCUCAACCGAUGAAUCAGUUGUCAAAGUAUCACCUGCAUGUACCUCAAUUUACCUGGAUGGAUCGGAAAUCCGUGGUUCCUCUAAUGCAACUAUCGCAAUUAAGUAUGGUACUUAUUCUGGUUCAGCAAAUUUUAUCAUCUGGGUUCCUAAAUUACCGUUAGAGGUUCGAGUUAGCGAUGGUAAAUUAAGUCAAAUUAAAGGUUGGAAGAUACCGCAUCUUAAAAGGGAUGGACGUCGUUCUUAUCAUCAUAAUCAUCAUCAUCAUCAUCAGAAUAGUAUUUAUGGUUCUCAUGAUGAACAUAAAUCAAGAAGAUCAUCUUCAUCGAUUAACGAUAAUCUUGAUUUCACAUCAAUCGAUAGUGAUUUCCGCUGUAAACUUCGUCAUCAACAGGCUUAUAUUAAUGUUUAUGCUUCGUUUUUUAGUACCGAUCAUAAUUCAGGCCGUGAAUCUUACCUUUUAAAUCGUAAAGUUUUGGUUAAAGUAACCAAAUUGGUGACACCCUUUUUAAGAGUUACCGAUAAUCGUAUCACCCUAAUUAGGAGUAAUAUUAUUGAAGGACUUGCCCCAGGACGAAGUGAGAUUCAAAUUGUCUCACCGAUAACUAAUCAAAUAAUGGGAUCAACUGAGAUUCAUGUUGACAGUGAAAAGGAAACAAUUACUUCACUUGAAGUUAAUUUGAUUACUGGUUUAUCUUUAACAAUUAAACCAGAACCCAGUUUAUCAAAUGUUUUCAAAAUAAUAACCAAUAUUUCAAGUCGUCUGGUUAAUCAAUAUCAAGAAGGAUUAUUGGACAUUAAGGUUCACUUUUCCGAUUCUAGUGUUACUUCAUUGGUUGAUAUUACCGAUUCUGAUUAUCAAUUAUCAGUUAAUACCGGAGAUAAUGGUGCCCUUGCUUAUACCCCUUUAAUUGGUCGACCUUAUCCUCGAGUAAUCGCCAUUGGUCAAGGAAAUAAUCAAUUAACUAUUUCACUUGAGGUCUCUGAUCAAUGUCAACGUAAACGAACCCAACCUUUAGCUGUAACUCAAAUAAAUGCCGAUAUUGACCUUAACCUGCCCACUGGUCAUCUUCAAAAUGAUGCCGAUUUCCGUAAAUAUAAUGGAAUCUUAAUCCACCGUAAUCAAAAUUCAUUCCAACAAUCAUCAUCACCUUCUAAUCGUGACCGAGAAGAUGUUGAUGCCAAUGAUAACGAUGGAGAUGACCUAAUAUCCUCUUAUGGUGUCGCUGGUCAAUCAAGUAACCUUGAAAAUCAUCAUAGUAACGCUCCUUCAAUCGAAGCUCGUUCCAAUCGUGCCAUAAAUCCUUCUGAAUUAACUCCUCUCGAAGUUGGAAUGUACUCAUUGUUGGCCGUAUUUACCCUUGCGGUUUCGCUGUUCAUUGUUUCUUGUUUCGUCUUCCGUUUAAAGGGUAAACAAGAAACUUCUGACCCAAUGGUGGCCACACUACCAUUACCAUUGGGUCAUCAUUCAUUGGCCCAUCAUCAUCGUCAAAGUGGAUCAUCAAAUCAAAAGGUUGUCGCUAAUGCCAACGAUUGGAUUUGGCUGGGAAAGGCGACACUUCAACGUAACUCACCUCCCUCAUCAGGAGUAAAAGCAAAAUUAAACAAUUCAAGUGAAUUAACUCAAGGAUUAAUUUCAUUGAAUGCAAUUAAAAAUCGUGAUGAAAGUAAUCAUCAUCAUCUUGAUGUAAUAUCGGGUGAAGAUGAGGGUUCAAAUAGGAUGAGUACAGUUUCUUAUCCAGGUUCAGAGAUAAGUAUAAGAAUAACAACCAAUCCAGUUGAAGAAUCUUGUCUUGACCAUCAAGAUGUCACACCUAAUCCAUCAACACCAUUUGGCAUUAAUAAGGAAAUCGAGAAAUUUUAUCGAUCUGUGUCACCCGCUGUUCCAGCCAAAGUAAACGCCUCAACAUCAUCAUCAUCAUCGAUUCCACCUCCGAUUCCAGCUCGACGAACCAAGGGUUAUUCCAGUGCUACCCACUCAUCUCAUCUUGUACCACCAAUCCCACCGCCAAUUCCUCUUCAUCAACACUCACAACGGGAACAUUUUCCUCUCAAAAAUGACCCAAUAAUUAUACCAAACCAUAAACCUCCUCAUAUACCACCUCGUCUCAGUCGAUCGAUCCGAUGUGACCAGGUAGCUGAUUCAUCAUCAUCAUCAUCAUUAUCAUCUUCAUAUACAUCACCUCGACCACCACCGAUUCCACCUCAUUCGGUUACCACUCGAACUACCAAGAAACCUCCACUGCCUCCUCAUAGAACGGUGUCAACCAAAUUUAAACGGCCAUCGAUCACUUCGAAGACCCUAAGCAAUAAUAUCAAAAUGAACGGUCAACUUGAAUCACUAUUAUCUUCAUCAUCUUCUUCAUCAUCAUCAACUGCAGCUUCAACGAAUUAUCUUAAUAAAAAUAAUACCAAAGAUCAUAGCAACAUCAACAAUAGAUUAAUUAGCAAGACAACUAAUCAAGAAUUAAUUAAUCAUUCAUCUAUUAUUGUUAAUCCAAGUUCCACAUUAACACAAUUGACGCAAGAAAAUUCAAACAGAGUUACCAAAGAAAUGAAUUAUAAUCAACUGAUGGAAUACUUUCAGAAUCUCAAAGAAUCAAGUGCAUAAGAAUAUUAAUUUGCAAUCAUCAUCUUUAAAUCCACUUCCCACUCUCUCUCUCUUCCCACCUCCACCUUCAACACGAUUGAACACCAAUGAUUAAAAUUCAUUAGGUGUUGAUCAAUUUCGAUUUUUAUUCAUUCAAUUGGCGUUUUCUUUUGAUCAUUUCAUCUUCUUCUUCUUCUCCCGGUGUGAUUUUAGUCUUCUAAUUCUUUUAGUGGUUCGUAAUCUUGUUGAAUGUGGAAACAAUAAUGAGGUUCAUCUUAAUUUCUCUUCAUCGUAAACAUAAUGAAUGCUGAAGAUGCUGAUUGUCUACCAUCUUUACUACCAUCGGGUGAUCAUAAAUUAUCACUUACCAGUGAUGAUGAUGGCGGAGGCUGUGGUUAUGAUAAGGUUGAUGCUCUUCCAGCUGAUAUGAAAUUUACUUGACAUUGGUACCGAUAUUGCCGUUGCCGUGAUCCAUUUUACCAAUAAAGACUAUUGGUACAAGUAUUUCGUUUUAACAUUAUCAUUUAUACUUUUUCUCACCUUGGUAAGACUGAAGAUUUUUCCUAAUAACAGCUCGAGUUUUAGUAUUGUCUGUGGAGUUGAUUGUAUUAUCAUGUUCGCUUGGAUUGUCUCAAUGAAAACCUCUUUCUGUGAGAAUCGUUGUGAAGAGCUUGGUUAUAAUGCUGUUCUCGCUGUUAUGUACAUUUUCUGUUAUUUUAAUCCGGUCGAUAGUCCAACUCGUUAUCGUUAUACAAUCUAUUAUAUAUUUAUGUUCUGUGAAAAUACUCUUCUUAUGGUUCUAUGGUUUACCCGAGCUGAAUCACACCUUUGGUACCGAUUACCAGCCCUAGUAGGACAUUACAUGAGCUUUUUUACCGGUCUCCUUUUCAUGGCAGCUUAUUACCUUUUAUUUCAUCCCUCUGAAGAUAUUAAAUUGUAUCGAAAUCGUGAUCUAGAUCAAGAUGAAACUGAUCGUCAACAAUGUGCUCGAUUAGGUGGUUACAAGAGACAAAGUCACAAUGGUUUAUGGACAACACAAGGACGAGUCUUACAUCCAAGACCUGCAGUUCCCACCGCUUUAUCAUCUUCAUCUCAUAAGGAUUGUCGAUCAGCCAAAUCAAAGGAAUCAAAUAACAUUAAAAUGCGACAACAAUCAACACCAACACCACCACCAAGUGAUAAAGAAUCGUCUUCAAUGAUUACUACCAAAGGAACUUUUGUCUGAUCAAUUGGACCAUUUCUCAUUUAAUUAAUUAUCGACAGAAUUAACUCAAUUAUCAAUAUGGAAAUGAAUAAUAUUCUCAUCGUUAAAAAUGAAAAAAAAGCAUUUAAACCUUGGUUAAUUCAUCAACAAUCUUACAAAUUACUCAAAAUAUUUUCUACCAUGACAAUUAAUCAAUUGAUUGGAAAAACUUAGAUAAAAUAUAAGACCAAGAUUCUGGACAAAACUGGUCGUUAUAACGUUGAAUGAAACAACUUACACACAAUACAAUUUACCAAUAUUACUUAAAUCAGUCAAUCAUUAACACAAAGAUAAUCAAUUAGUUAAAAAGAAAUCACAAAUCAGUUUUGAUCUUCACACUUAAAUCUCAAUAUCAUUGCAAUUAUAUCUCAAUCACGUUAUCAUUUAAUUAUCUCUGUAAGUUGAUGAUUUAAUUAUCACUAUCAUGAACAAUUAACAUUGUCUCUCAUUCACAAUUACUAGAACAUCUAAACCACUAAUACAAAAUUAACGUUAUCAAGAUGAAACUAAACAGAAGAAGCUGAUCAGUUAAUCACUGGCAACUAUUAAUAUUUAAUCACUACGAUCAUCGUCAUCAUCCUUAUAAAUAAUAUCAUCUAUCAAAUGCCAGCAACACCAACAAUUUACUGAUUUUGUUAAUUUAAUGCCCAUAAACCUAACCAAAUGUACUUAAUUUAACAAUUUACCUCCAACCGUUAAUUGUUUCCUCCUUCAACUACAAUAAUCAACAAUUGGCAUUAUAUAAAUAGCUUAUUCUCUUUAUAUAUAAAUAUAUAAAUCCCCAAGUACCAUAAUAGUAUAUAAAUUGUAAGCGUUUUUCUUGAGUCAAUAAAAAUAGUUCCACCUAUUGAUUGGAAUCAAUUAAUGAAAAAGAUUAA